GAUCGGCAAAAGGGAAGGGCGUGUUUUAACUCUUGAUCCCCACUCGCAAACUCGCCACCAUGCCUUCCCAACUCCUCGUCGACUCGUCCUCUCUUCCCUCUUCUUCAUACUGUGUCGCGUCUUCUUCUUCCGUCGGGAAUGCCAAUCAUCCUGAAUGGCGACUUACGCAUGUAUGCUUCUCGCACAGAGCUCUCUUCCAAUCGGCUAAAAAAUGUCUUCUCCCACGAAUCAGCACGGUUGUGCGUAAUGCGAGGAGCGCCGACGGCGGAAGCAAGGGAGAUGGCAGGUGGAGCCUCAGUGGGCAAACGGCCCUUGUCACCGGCGGGACUCGCGGUAUUGGACGGGCCGUUGUGGAGGAAUUGGUGGGUCUUGGGGCCAAAGUGCAUACGUGCUGCAGGAAUGGGAGUGAGCUUAGGCAGUGCUUGGAGGAGUGGGAAGGCUUGCUGGGGUCUGGAAUCAGCGGCUCCCUCUGUGAUGUCUCUGUUGGUGAGAAAAGAGUUGAGCUAAUGAGAACAGUGUCCUCUGUCUUUGAUGGGAAGCUCAAUAUUCUCGUUAACAAUGUUGGGACAAAUAUUCGCAAGCCGAUGGAGGAGUUCACACCGGUGGAAUUUGCUACUCUACUGUCGACCAAUUUUGAAUCUGCUUUCCAUUUAAGCCAACUAGCUUAUCCACUUCUGAAGGCCUCAGGACAGGGAAGUGUUGUCUUCACAUCUUCUGUGACUGGUUUCCUGUCGUUGAAGUCGAUGUCUGUUCAUGGAGCAACGAAAGGAGCAAUCAAUCAAUUGACAAAGAGUUUGGCUUGCGAGUGGGCAAAGGACAACAUUAGAAGCAAUGCUGUUGCCCCAUGGUACAUCAAGACGUCCAUGGUGGAACAAGUUCUUAGCAAUGAAAAGUAUCUAGAGGAGGUAUACUCGAGAACUCCUCUGCGGCGGCUGGGAGAGCCAACAGAGGUAUCAUCUCUGGUUGCAUUCCUUUGCCUGCCUGCCUCGUCUUACAUCACCGGUCAGAUUAUUUGUGUCGAUGGAGGGAUGUCUGUUAAUGGUUUCUUCCCCAGCCAUUCUUAGAAGCUGCUACUCGUUUGGGUUCCUUACUUUUUUGGACCAAGAUUGUGGUUAGCAGAGGUAGCUUCCAUUCUGGGGCUGAGCCGGCUCUUGCCACCAAGUUCCAUUCUGGCUGCUAAUUUUUCUGUUUCCUUUCGAAUAGUAAUCAAUUGUAAAUCGAUUCAAAUUGGAUGAAUCAACGGACUGUAAGUUUCUUAUCCGACUUCCCUUAGCUGCGUACCAAGCUCUAUUUUGAGAACCAGACCGACUACUGAACUGGUAAUUUAGACGAAUUAAUUUUCAUAACCAUUUUUUAUCCUCAUGAUAUAGGAGAUUUUUCCAAUA
This is a messenger RNA of Linum tenue, 1385 nucleotides long. NCBI's taxonomy places the organism in Eukaryota, Viridiplantae, Streptophyta, Magnoliopsida, Malpighiales, Linaceae. The record is from the annotation of a GenBank genome assembly.